UGUUUCACACAGGCCCUCUGUUUGGACCUGAUUGUCCAGACUGAAGUGGUCUGGAUCGCAGCCGUCUGUGCUCCAGUGGUCAUUAAAGAACAGGGAUGAACCCUGAACUGGAGGCGAUGGACAUCAUCGGCCAAUAGGAGCCAUCAUUUGCUAAAAACAAGAUAGUACAUUUUAAAUUAGGCUACAUUCCUUUCUUUGUACAUUCAUGCCAAAUUUCUGGAAUUCCCUUUGUUCCAUUAUUUUGAAAAUCCCUACCGGAAGUGGCUGAGUGUUUCACAGUAAACUUGACGGUUGCACACAAAGCUGCGGAGGGGCUGACAUCUCCUCUGCACAUCCAGCUCUGUGUUUAGACACUGCUGUGGAUACACCACCUCACCGGCUCUGGCUUUAAAUAUUUCAUUUCAACGCUUUUUGAUUUUUGAUUUUUUUUUUUUAAACCCCACUUUCAUGGAAGUUAAAAAAAAAAAAAAAACGGGAUGAAAACGUCUGAAGUGGAAUUUAAAUGAAGUCUUUCUGUUUUUCUUCCACCGGAGGAGAAUUUAAAGAUGAAAAGUUUGCUCCUUGUCACGCUGUGUUUCUCCACCUGUCCGCUCAUGGUGGCCGGACGACACCCGACCUGUAACUUUAUGUUGGAGGUGGAGAGAGACCAGGUGGAGUGUCUGCGGAGGCUGAAGGAGGAGGAGGAGUCAGCGGGCAGUAGUACAGGGUCGGGAUGUAAAGGCGAGUGGGACAACAUUGCAUGCUGGGAGAGAGCUGAGUCCGGAAAGACUAUCACCAUCCCGUGUCCCCGAGUUCUCAGGACAGUUUUUGGCAGAAAUGGUAACAUUAGCAGGAACUGCUCGUCAGGGGAAUGGUCGGAUGUUUUCCCGAACAUCUCCAGCGUGUGUGGGUCAGACACCAGCAAGGACAAGCUGGUCUUCUAUGUGGUCGUGCAGACGCUGUACACUCUGGGUCACAGUCUGUCGCUGAUCGCUUUAACCACAGGGAGUGCCAUCCUCUGUCUAUUCAGAAAGCUCCACUGCACCAGGAACUACAUCCACCUCAACCUCUUCUUCUCCUUCAUCCUGAGAGCCGUGGCGGUGUUGGUGAAAGACGACAUCCUCUUCAACAGGAACUCGCAGUGCUCCAACCAGCCGUCUCUGGUUGGAUGUAGAGCCAGCCUGGUGUUUUUCCAGUACUUCAUCAUGGCCAACUUCUUCUGGCUGCUGGUGGAGGGCCUUUACCUCCACACUCUGCUCGUCGUCAUCUUCUCCGAGAACAGACGCUUUAUCAUCUACAUGUUCAUCGGCUGGGGAAUUCCAACGGUGUUCGUCUUUGCAUGGGUGAUGAUGAGGGUCUACUUGGAAGACACUGGAUGCUGGGAAAGAAAUGACAACCCCAUACCCAACUGGGUAAUCAAUGGACCAAUUGGAUUCUCUAUUAUGGUGAACUUCAUUCUGUUCAUCAGCAUCAUCCGCAUCUUGGUUCAGAAGCUGAGGUGUCCAGACGUGGGUGGAAAUGACCAAUCGCAAUACAGGAGGUUGGCCAAAUCCACUCUCCUGCUCAUCCCUCUGUUUGGGAUCCAUUAUGUGGUAUUCGUGUCUCUCAGUGAAUCCAUUGCAGAAGAUUACAAAAUAUUCUUUGACCUGGCCCUCGGAUCCUUUCAGGGUCUGGUCCUGGCCAUUCUGUACUGUUUCCUCAACAGUGAGGUUCAAGGUGAGCUGAAAAGGAAGUGGCGGAGUAUUUGUCUGAACUGUCGUCUGAGCAGAGCGCACCACCUGAACAGCACCCUCACCUCCAGGAACAGUUCGGAGCACAUGGUGCACUUUCACAGGAACUCCAGAACUCAGUCCAUCCUACAGUCAGAGACCACGGUGCUGUGAGGGGAAAAAAAUAGUCCACCUGGGUUGAACAAUUUACAAAGUAAAUGUGAAUGUGAAGUCACGAUCCACAUGGUCGGGAGCUGCACAUUACUUCAGAGCAGAUUUUGGUUUUAGCUUUACAAAUUUCUGCAAGCCUUCAAAUGGACCUUAAGUGGACCUUCAGCCUGACUCGGCCAUCCCAUGACUGUGUUUUUGUUUGAUGCAAACAAGGAACCAUUUUCAUUUUUUAUAUGCCAUGAGCAGAUGUACAGUUACACUUUGUUGCACUGAUUUGACAGGACCUGUGCUCAUGUGUUUGGCAAGAAAUAUACCUCCAUUAUGUUACAUAUUUGAUAUACACCUGUUAAAUAUAAUGAUAUAUGUGUGUGUAUAGGAGUGCUAUUCUCCUAAUCAUGGUUAGUAUCACAGUAGCAGCCAUGUCAGGGUCAUAAUAUUAUGACCGUGUGGUUGCUGCAAUUAAAAAAACUUAAGGGAGAAAAAAUGUAUUUGAUAAAGCCUGGCACUGUUUUUGUUUGCAAGUUUAUUUAGCCGUUAAGACAUAUACACUCCUGAAAAUAUCUAGAAAAUUGCAGGGGGACUGCUCUUGAUAUUCUCCUGACCUGGCUGUUCACAUAUGGUCCUCAAAGCGGGAGACUAUCACUGUCAGAUGGGGUUUUGAAAUUUGAUUUGAUACAACUUCAGACCUUGAGCUGUGCUGGAAAUCAUUCAUUUAUGGUGUUAUAUGCAAUAGUACUAUACAGUGUUAGGUAUGUUUCAAACUGGUUUAUGUUGUGAAAAAAAGAAGCUUAAAGUCAACAGUCUGUGAUCUACAUUUUUAUUUGCGCCAGCUGAGGCGCAGAAGAGUUAAAGGAGAGGGGCCAGUGGAUACAGUAACAUUAAAGAUAAUUACUUUAUUAUGAAAGGAAAUAAUGUUGGAUUUUGUUCAUGAAGCAAGUGUCACGCUUUUGCCUGUUUGCAUUGAUUUUUGUGUUCUUGAUUCUAAAGUGAAUUUUGUCAAGAGAUGACAAGAAAAAAGUCAUAGCUUGCUUAGUGCAACGUGACCUAUAUGUCUUUUACAUGUCGUUUUUCACUGUCACAACAAGACAAAAAAAAUCUGGUGACACUUGACGGAAGGAGAACAGAUUAACCGUUUAUUUUAAGGUAACAUGAAACUAAUUACUGCUUUAUCACUCCCUCUGGCUAUGAGUUUUGUUGGAAAAACAUAAAGGACUAGAGGUCCUUUGCAGGUCCAAAUAAUCUGGAUAACAUCCUACCUCCUAGAGGGAGGAAUACACCUGAGUAUUAUCUGCAUAAAAGUCGACUUUUUACUUUGAGGAUGAUGUUUUCAUGUAAUUUUUGAUUGAAAAAAAAAAAGAGGACCGAGGAUUGAACCUUGUAGAAAACUACAUUUCAGAUAAGUUCGUACAAGGACCCACUCAUACACGAGAACAAAUAUUCCACAAUUAAAGAUAAUUUUACAGAGUCCAAAAUAAUCCCCAUGUUGAGAAGUAAACAUCAAUGGACAAAUAACUUGUUGUAAAACUCUUGUAGAUCAUAAUCUUCCCAGUUGUCAAAUUUCCAAAUGACUGAUUCUAAUUGAUUAAUUGCUUUUACAUACACAUAAAUAGAGAACUGAAUUAAUUAGUUAUCUCAGCUUUAAAUCUGGUUUUCACAGGAAUAAAAAUAUGUGUAUUCCUAUGGGGGAAAAUAAAUUAUAACAAUUUAACCAACAGCACAUCAGGUCCAUACUUAAAAAAAAUAAAAAUAAAGUGUACGCCUUAAGAAAAGUGACAUCAAGCAUACUACAAAUACAUUGUCAUCAUGUUCCUCUUCAUCAGACAUCUCUGUGACUUGUUAGUGGUUGAGCGCAUUUAAAACCCUGAGGACAACUCAGUGCUGGUUUGUAGAGUGAUUUCAUAUUUAAUGUUGACUGACAUGAUGUUGAGUAUCAGGUCUUUAUUCAACCUGUGUAAUCUGAAAAGAGACACCAUGAAUGUCAUGUAAAAGAUGUUUGAUAAAGGCUAUCUUUGUAAAACA
Molecule: messenger RNA, 3878 nt
Organism: Labrus bergylta (ballan wrasse)
Lineage: Eukaryota; Metazoa; Chordata; Actinopteri; Labriformes; Labridae
Product: vasoactive intestinal polypeptide receptor 2
Biological process (GO): cell surface receptor signaling pathway; adenylate cyclase-modulating G protein-coupled receptor signaling pathway
Cellular component (GO): plasma membrane
Molecular function (GO): peptide hormone binding; G protein-coupled peptide receptor activity; vasoactive intestinal polypeptide receptor activity
Source: RefSeq, a predicted model, not a curated record